Messenger RNA from Polistes canadensis, 819 nucleotides. RefSeq names its product acyl-coenzyme A thioesterase 13-like. The record is from RefSeq and is a predicted model, not a curated record. NCBI's taxonomy places the organism in Eukaryota, Metazoa, Arthropoda, Insecta, Hymenoptera, Vespidae. Gene Ontology annotation, molecular function: fatty acyl-CoA hydrolase activity. The transcript has 3 exons. Bases 233 to 652 code for a protein of 139 amino acids.
GCAACACACUACUAUCUCACAUAUGGCUAGUCAUAUUGUUAUUGCGUAACAAAGUGCUGUUGUGUAUACAUAAAAAUUGUUAAUCACAGUGAUAUUUUUUAGUUAAAUAAUAUUUCAUAAAUAAUUAAAACAAAUAUUAAUCGAAUUUUCUUUUUAAAGUUUCUAUUUAAUAUUUAUUAUUUAUUCAGUGAUUUUAAGAAAAAGUGACAAUAUAUAUGGAAUAAAAUAUAAAAUGACACGAAGUACUGAAGUUAUUAAAGCUGUUUUAGAACGUAUUAGUACAUCUAAUGGUUUUGGAAAGUGCAUGAAAAACGUAAAAAUACUUUCUGCAGGGGAUGGUAAUUGUAAAGCUGAAUUUACUGUUUCCGAUGAACAUUUAAAUUUAGGUGGCUCAUUACAUGGCGGUUUUACAGCAACUAUUAUCGACUGCAUUUCAACUUAUGCUUUGAUGACAUGUGGGACCGGUGCUCCAGGAGUUUCUGUAAACAUGAAUGUUUCAUACAUGAAACCUGCAUUUCCUGGUGAAGUGGUUGAAGUUGAUGCUAAAACUAUACGCGCUGGUCGUACUCUAGCAUAUCUUGCAGUAGAUCUCACCAAAAAUAAUGGUAAAGAUAUUAUUGCUAACGGAAAGCAUAUAAAGUUUAUCUUAUAAAGAAAUAUCUAAGUUUUUAAUAAUUAUUAUGUAAUAUACUACACACAUAAAAAGAUAUAUACAUAGAUACUUAAAACAAAAACAUUUGUGUUCGUCUUGAUAAUAUAAUUUUCAGAUCAACAAUGUAUUUGUAUAGAAUAUAUUGAAACAUUUUUCAUAGAUUAAAA